AUGCCGAUACUAUCUAUAUUUCCUGAUUUGUUCAUAUCUAUCUAUCUAUCUAUCUAUCUAUCUAUCUAUCUAUCUAUCUAUCUACUCUCUCUUCAGAUCUAUCUAUCUACUCUCUCUUCAGACCUAUUUCAUUCUCAUAUCUAUCUAUCUAUCUAUCUAUCUAUCUAUCUAUCUAUCUAUCUACUCUCUCUUCAGAUUUCUAUUUCAGAUUUAUUUCAUUCUGUUCGUGUCUUUCACCUAUCAGCGUUUCUCUUUAUUAGCAUAUCUAUCUAUCUAUCAUCUAUCUAUCUAUCUAUAUCUAUCUAUCUAUCUAUCUAUCUAUCUAUCUACUCUCUCUUCAGAUUUAUUUCAUUCUGUUCGUGUCUUUCUACCUAUCAGCGUUUCUCUUUAUUAGCAUAUCUAUCUAUCUAUCUAUCUAUCUAUCUAUCUAUCUAUCUAUCUAUCUAUCUAUCUACUCUCUUCAGAUCUAUCUAUCUAUCUAUCUAUCUAUCUACUCUCUCUUCAGAUCUAUUUCAUUCUAGUUCGUUUUUUCUUUCUUUUUACUUACAUAUCGAGGAUUUUCUGGCAAGACUUUCUCCAUCAUAUACAAACAUUUUUCCCCCUACAAACCAAACUUUCUUUUUCAUAGACUUCAGAGAUCUCAUAGACGUCCAAAACACACAAUCCGUCAAACACCUACACAGUUCUUUGGUGAACAGUUCUCCGUCAGUAGCACAAUUCUGA
This is a messenger RNA of Acanthosepion pharaonis, 723 nucleotides long. The record is from the annotation of a GenBank genome assembly. NCBI's taxonomy places the organism in Eukaryota, Metazoa, Mollusca, Cephalopoda, Sepiida, Sepiidae.